GGUUCGAACAGCGCUUUCCCCAAAACACUACAAGCGGCGAACAUGAGUAACCGGACUUCCAUGUGAGUAACCCAACUGAACAACUGCUAUUUUAGCCAACGAUUUUCACUAGGAUAAACACGAUCAAGACGAAUACACAACGCAGACGAGCAUCUCUCCGAAGAGCAGUCUGAAUGAAGAAGUGAGGCUCCAGAAACUGCGGUGAUGGCUGUCCAGGCUGGCAUCCAGGUGUGUGAGAAAUUCGUGGCCCCUCUGCUGAGCCCGAAGAGCCCGCGCAGCCCCUUGUCCCAGAGGCAUGGGCCUGGUCUGGCAGAUGUAUUCCAGUACGACCAGUGGCUCGCGGUCCGACAUGAGGCCACCCUGGUCCCCAUGCAGGAGGAUCUGGCCAUCUGGCUCACUGGCAUGCUGGGGGAACAUGUGAGGGCAGAGUUUUUCAUGGAGGAGCUGAACAACGGAGUGAAGCUGUGUGAGCUGGUCCGAGUGCUGCAGACCAAAGUAGCCCAAAGCUGCCCUUCCGCACUCGCCAAGCUCUUCCCCAGAAAAGUGGCCUGUAAACACAAUGCCUCCCCUGGUUCUUUCUUUGCUCGGGACAACACAGCCAACUUCCUGUCAUGGUGUCGAACGAUUGGAGUUGAAGAAACCUACUUGUUUGAAUCGGAGGGACUGGUACUGCACAAAGAGCCACGCCAAGUUUGCCUUUGUCUGCUUGAAAUUGGACGGAUCCUUCUAAAAUAUGGUGUAGAGCCCCCGGUGCUGGUGAAGCUGGAGAAGGAGAUCGAGUUGGAGGAGACGCUGCUUUUAGAUGAAGAGCCACCUCCCGCCGUGAAAACCUUCAGUGUGUGCUGCCAACACGGAGGCCUGUAUCAGCCCGAGGAGGCUGGUAUGGAUGAACCUCCGUGCAACUGCGCCAACAGAGUUUCCAUUGAGUACCUGUCCGAGGGCCGCUACAGACUCGGAGACAAAACCAUCUUCAUCAGAAUGCUGCACGGUAAACACGUGAUGGUGCGGGUGGGCGGCGGCUGGGACACUCUGCGCGGGUUCCUCAUGAAGUACGACCCCCAGCGCGUGCUACAGUUCACCACUCUGGAGCAGAAGAUCCUGGCGUUCCAGAAAGGCCCGCCCAGUUUAGGACACAACCAUAACCACAACCACAACCACCAUCACACCGGAACCCCCGCACCACCACCCCCACCACCGGAAAUGGACCCUCUUGCGGCUGUUAACGAUCUCAUGUCCUCUACCUCUUCCUCCUCUGCAUCAUCAUCAUCGUCCUCUACUGCUCCCUGUAAGCCGCCACAAACGUGCAGGUCCUAUGCGAACUCCCCAGUGUGUACACCAACGUUACCCAGAAAGAAUACGGCUACCAUGCCCAAAAAAGUCCUACAAAUGGCACCCAAGAAGCCGACUCAGCUCCCGCUUCCAAAUACCAAAAAUGCCUCAUCUUCUUUGCCGUCUACCCCAAAGCAGACCCCCAGCCCGAGCGGUACAGUCCAGCGUAGAGCCAUGACACCAUCCCCUGUGCUUUCGAAUACCGCGUCCAGGCUCAAACUUAGAGCAACUCCUCGCAAUGGGGCGCAACCACGGAGUCCAGUCUGCCCUGAACCGUCCUCCAAAUGCCCCAAACAGUCAAGUCCACUUACCUCUCCAACAGGUAUCCCUCUGCCACGCCCUGCCACAGCCCCUGCUCGAGCUAAUGCUAACAUGGCUAAUAGCAUUACGGUUAAACCUCCCACGGGCGCUAAUCAACGUUCCCGUUUAGCCCAACGGCGUCCCGGGUCCCCAGCCUCUCGUCUCCGUUUAGAAACGACGAGAAGAGUUCGCGCAGCCCAAAAUCGAACACCCACCUCCAGUUCCAGCUCCAGAGCGCCAUCCCCCGCCCUAAGUAGCUGCAGUAAAGCUAGCGAUAUUCAGGCUAAAGCUAAAACGCCAACGCAGAGUAACCUAACGGGUAGUGCUGCACAAGCUAAACCUGUUGCUAAUUCGCACAUCCCUACACCAGUUCAAGGGCGGGUCCCAGUCACUGGCAACACAAGUCCCAAAUCUACUCAGAAAAGCUCUACUGAGUCAAAGUUGGCUCUGAAAGCACAAGUUAACCCUAACGCUAGCAAUAAUAAGGCUAAGUCCGAGCCUGAAAAUACUCCUAAAUCAACUAUUCCUAAAGCCAUCAAGACAGACGUAAACAGAAGCAAAAAACCCACUCAUAGCAAAUCCAAAACAGAGGAGCCAUAUUUUGAGAUGAACUCAAAAAGAAAACAAAAAAACUAAUAGAAAUUUAAACCAGCCGGCCUGGUCUCUCUGUUCCCUCUAAACCUAGCAGCACUUCUCGUAUUAACACUGUCAUUAACAUUAGUCUAGAGUAAUAAUAAUAAUCACUGUCUGUUUUGGAAAUUUUAUAUGUUAUUUAAUUGUCGCCUGUAGUUUUUAAAUCGGAAAGGGUCAAUCUAGUUUUAUUUUGUAGUUUUUUUGUUUUGUUUUCUUUACAAAGCUCAUAUCCAAGUUUCUGGACGUAUAUACAUACUCCAUAGACUGUAUGUAUAUACGUCUUUAUACAGUACAUGGUUAACACUAAUCUUAUUGUUUACAUUUUUUUAUUUUUGUUCCAGCCAUUAAUUGCAUUUUAAAACGCUAAUUUCAAUAAUCACUGAUACAUGCUCUAUAAAAUAACACUCAUGAUUUAACAUAUCUGUAAUGGAAACCAAAGUUUGUGGUGUUUGGAGUGAUAUCUUCCUCUGGUAAAUGAUCAUGCUACAUACUGUGUUUAUAAAUUAGCCUGGCUAGUGAAACGCAUUCAUUUUGCAACUUUCUUCAUAUCAAUUCUUAUUUAAUUCAAACCCAUUUAUCUACAAGGGGCUGACUUGAUGCGUGUCUUGAGUUCAGCUUCAUUCACACUGGUCGAUUGAUACUGGCUCUUGGUCAGGUGAUCCAGUUUUUAUGAUCGAAAACUUAAUAUUUGUUCUAAUGAAUUUGAAGAGUACUAUGCAAACUAUGCAUUUGAUAAUUUGUUAAUAUGAUUAUUGAUUGUAUGAUUCUUGUCUUUCUUAUUGGCUAUUUGUGCACAGAAGUAAUUUCUUCUCUAUUACUUGAUGAUGUCUGUAUAUGGCCUAUAUCCACUAAACCCAAUUCCCUAUUCAAAGUUGUACACUUUAAAUAUUACAAAAUACAAAGUUGCUGGCCAGGCUAAUUAUAAAUAUUUUUAGGUGGAAAGGUUCAUCUCAGUGGUACCAGGCAGUGCCAUGAGAAACCAUUUUGCCGUUGUGCCUUUGACAGAAAUGGGUCAGAAUUUGAGAAUGUACUGGACUUUUUGGUGUGGGGAGAUUUGAAAUGGCUUUCUGGAUUUUUAUUGCACACUGUACACUCUAUGGAGAAAGGAACUACUGAACUCAACCUCGCUCUGCCCUCUAGUGGCUGCAAUAAUGUUACAGCAGAAUCUACUAUUAGGACUUUUCUAUGUUUUUGUGAUUAAAGUCUCUAGUUUUCUAUGUAGUGUUGAUGUUUGUGAGUGAAUACAUAAAUAUGAAGCAGCAGAUAAAUAAUAUUAUGAGGCUUUUUCUUGGCACUUUAUAGAAACUGGUGUUCGUCACAGUUGAAUGUCGUUUUUCUCGUCUUUUUUGUCCAGUUUUUUUAUGUUUAUUAAUAAAUGGACAAGUGUUUUAAAGCAGA
Messenger RNA from Periophthalmus magnuspinnatus, 3660 nucleotides. It is a transcript of the gene gas2l3, whose product is annotated as growth arrest-specific 2 like 3. The coding region runs from base 205 to 2265 and encodes 686 amino acids. Gene Ontology annotation, cellular component: actin filament. The record is from RefSeq and is a predicted model, not a curated record. The transcript has 9 exons. Gene Ontology annotation, molecular function: microtubule binding; actin filament binding; cytoskeletal adaptor activity. Gene Ontology annotation, biological process: actin crosslink formation. Lineage: Eukaryota; Metazoa; Chordata; Actinopteri; Gobiiformes; Gobiidae.